Molecule: messenger RNA, 3257 nt
Organism: Micropterus dolomieu (smallmouth bass)
Lineage: Eukaryota; Metazoa; Chordata; Actinopteri; Centrarchiformes; Centrarchidae
Product: amphoterin-induced protein 2-like
Exons: 2
Coding region: 327-1844 (505 amino acids)
Molecular function (GO): protein binding
Source: RefSeq, a predicted model, not a curated record
UACACUCUGGACGACCCCUCCCACGGCAAAAUGCAAUCCGACCUGCAGGUGAGCAGUUCAGCCGCAGCUUCCCGGCUCCCUGCUCACAUUCUAGUCGGAGUAUUUGCUGAGGGGAGACGAAAACGCUUUACUCCAGAAAGAGCGAAGUUGCCUUUAGGAUUGUAGUCCUCGCACGCGGGACUUUUCGUCCGGAAAAGCAGACUAGCUGAUGAUUUCAAUGUGGGCGGAAAGUUCAUUAAAGCUGUCCACUAUCAGAUGCUGGUAAACCUGACAUGUGCACACCCAGUGAGACAGUAACCGAGAUCUCAUCCUGAGGGAAUACCAGGAUGCCUUCCACAGCAUUACAUCUUUUGGGCAAGAUCAGUGUUGGAGGUGGGCACAGCAACCCUGCUGCUGCAGCCUUGCUGCUUUCCCUGUGUCUUGGCUUCCCUCCCUCUGUGGCCACUUGCCCACCAUACUGCCUUUGUGCCAGCGAUAUAAUUUCCUGCAGCGGCCGCAAUCUGUCUGCGCUGCCCUUUGAUCUCCCAAGCUAUGCCACACGGUUGGACCUGAGCCACAACGCCCUCACUGUCCUGCCUGUGGACUGGAUUUCCCAACCGUUCAACCGGCUUACUUCACUGGUUCUCAGCCGAAACUCCAUAAACCAAAUUGAGGUGAGAGCCUUCACUGUGACACCACAUCUCCUCCACCUGGAUCUCUCCUCCAACCAACUAACAGUGCUGAACUCGUCCAUCUUCACUGGGUUGAAGGAACUGAAAGAGCUGCUGCUGUUUGGCAACCAGAUCAUCCAGAUUAACCAAGGGGCCUUCAGCGAUCUUCAGAGCCUGCAGAGGCUCUACCUCUCUGGGAACAGACUGAUGGCUUUCCCUCUGGGGCUUUACUGGGAACCUGGAGGUCCUCGUAAUCUGUCCUUUCUCGAUCUGUCAUACAACAGGCUGUCCAAGGUGCCGGUCCAGAGCCUGCUGUCUCUCACGCAGCAAGGUGGAAUUUAUUUGCAGGAAAACCCUUUGGUCUGCGACUGUGCUUUACUCGCCUUGCUGGAGUACUGGAUGUGGAAACAGUAUCGCCCACUGGUGGAGUUCAGAGGUGAAUACCCAUGUAGAGACGAUUCAGGUCCGGGGUCGGAAUGUACCCAGCGGGUAGUGUCAGAUAUGUCCCUUGAGGCACAGACUUACCAAGUAGAACCUGGUAAAUGGCUAAGCGUGCCAUGUCCAGGGUUGGCUUCUCCAGCCCAGGAGGAGCUGUUGGUUUUCUGGGUUACCCCCAGGACUGUGGUGAAUUCAUCAACCAAUGAUCCAAGUGCCCACCUGAUAGUUUUCCCCAAUGGUACCCUUGAAAUCCGAGGAGCCCUGAUGGAGGAUUCUGGUAUGUAUGGGUGCGUGGCAGGCCGCAGGAGCCACUAUGACCCCAACAAGUCUCUGGAGGUCAAUGUGGUGGUUGGAAACUUAGGUACUGCCUCCGUCAGUGGCUUGGCACAUCGCAGUGGUGCCGAGCAUUUCAACACAGCGUUCACCACCCUGGCUUCCUGUGUGGUCAGCAUCAUACUGGUGCUGCUCUACCUCUACCUCACUCCCUGUCGAUGCAGGGAAAGCCGGGGUGGGGGAUCGAGAGGGUGCGGCGGACGAGCCAUCAUCCUCUGUUCAGACCCCAGGGAGGUAGAGUCAGGAGAGCGACGGUCAAAUGGAAAGAGGGUGGCUUUCUUAGAACCACAGGCAGAUGACUCUGAUAUUGGUGGUCUAAAAACACCAGCAAUGAACUUGGGUCAUGUUACCACUGAGGGAAUUCUCAAGAAUGGAAGUAGGACAGUGGGACAGACCCUCACAGAUGCCGCUCACAUGGCGUAGCAAAAAAAUUACCUUUUUUACAUUCCGGUAUUCUUACAGUCUGAACCCAAGUGUUUUUUUGUUUUUUUUCACUUGUUUCAGUACAAGAUGAAAAAAAUACAUUUGAUGUGAAGUAAUGUACUGUGAUUCUUGUGAAGUAGAUAUGCACUGUAGCUUUUGGGUGUUUGCUCUGAAGCAGAAAAUGCAGUCCUUUUGUAGGCAGGAUUUCAAUUAUGUCUCGACUGUAAGUGGUGUCUGUUGUUUUUUUUAUAUUAUGAGUUCAAAUGUAAAUUUCACUGUUAACGCGGGAAAUUGUUACUGCAAAGAUCACAAAGAUUAUUUAAAUGUGGGUGGUGUUUCAAAUUGAGAGGAAUAUUCACACCUGAAUUGAUAAGCUGCUAGAGGCAUUAGUGGUUGUUAGACAGUAUAUGCAUGGUGAAUACUGCCAUCACAGUGACCCUUGUUAUUUUUAACCAUCUGUCUCUGUACUGUGGAGCAUACCGUUUUCAUUUGUGUGAAAUUAUCUGAACUUUGAUGUUUUGCCAGAUAAGAUUGUGUCUGCUACACACCCUCUUUUUUUUAAAAAUGAUGUUAAUUAAAUAUAACCCAGUGAAAGCAACCCUACAAACCCUUUUCCCCUUACCCAUAUCGUCUGUGAAGAUUCUCAGUCAUCCAGGUCCCGGUUAUGUAAGGAAGGUCAAAAUCAAGUGCAACUGGACCUGGCUGAAAACAUUUUGCCUCCCAUCCAAGAGGCUUCUUCAAUUCAAAUAUCUUGGAUGAUUGGCGAAAAUCUUCUGCCAAGUCCAGUUGCUGCCCUUGAUUUGAACCUUUUUGGGUAGCUUACCCAUAUUGUAUUGAGAUUUCUACCCCCAGUACAAUGAAUGCCAAUGGAAUUUUCUUAUGCUGUUGAUAGCACUGAAAAUUGCAUUUAAAGCUGCAUUGAUCCACAUUUGUUUUUUAUUAACAAUGGGUCAAAUUGCUUUAAUGUGAAAGGGGUCAAAGUGAUGAACAAAUUUUUAACACUAUGGUUCUCCCCUGGAGCAUGUUAGCAUCUUUCUUUUUCUAGCUUGUGAAGAAAGUCAAACAUCUAGUAGCUAAAUACCCAGCUAUCUUUCUCAGGGGUUGAUAGAGUUACGUUGGGAGAAACCUGAUUACAAAUGAAUGCCACUUAUCUCCUGGAUGUGGGGUAGGCAGUUCUUAAGAACCCACUGUACACUACCUGCCCAGCACCAAACAGCAGACUGACACAGUAGCUGGUGAACACAUUGGAACAUUUAGCAGCUACAGAGACAGAUAUUUCUAUUUGGUAGAAAGCAAAACAGUACUAAAAGGAGAGUCAAUAUUGGACUUUCAUUUACUAGGUGGCCAGAACGAGGGAUGGGCAAAAUGUAUUUUACUUUUAUUUAAGUGUAUUAAAAUAAACUUCAAAAAACA